Stegodyphus dumicola is the source of this 2499-nucleotide messenger RNA. RefSeq names its product gastrula zinc finger protein XlCGF7.1-like. NCBI's taxonomy places the organism in Eukaryota, Metazoa, Arthropoda, Arachnida, Araneae, Eresidae. The record is from RefSeq and is a predicted model, not a curated record.
UCCUCUCAUUUUCCCCCCUUUUUUCUCGUGAAGAUAACCUGUGAACAACGAAUUCCUAUAGUUUAUGCGGCUGUUCGAUUAAAUAGUCGUACUGCCCUAUGGUUUUAACAACUUCGUGAGUGGAGGAAUCACAUUUUUCGUAGAGUUUUGAAUGGUAUCUUUAGUAAUUCGUCAUCUAACGGCCGCUAGAUGGCACGUCAGAGCAAUGGAAUUGGAAAUCCACCACUGCUGUUAUCCAUGUAAAUAAAGGAUGAAUCUCGUAGAGCUCUAAAAAAUUUAUUCUAUACUGUUGGAGAAAAAUUUCUUUUAGUGUCAAAAAUUAUAUAAUUAAUAUUAUGAAUUAAUAGCACUUUUUAGCACUGAAUUAGUAUUCCAGAAAAGUUGACGAUAAUGUUUUAAAUCCGUAUAACAUGCCGGUUGAAGUAAUGAAUCAGCAGUUUUUGUGGUAAAUUAAUAUGGAAUUUGUGCUUUCCGUAGCAGAAUAUGUCGUUGCGUACAGUGAAAUAAUGGAAGUACCACAGUAAGUACUCGCAGUUGUGGAAGUAUCACUUUUAAAUUAGAAACUUCUUCAAACUGUUAAGCACUGGCUAGCAACCCCAGAACAAUAUAAACUUCUAUGCGCUCGUUAUUUUGCAUAUAUGCAUAUUGCAUAUAUGACAUAAAUGUCGAACAUGUAUGUAUAUGUGGCAAGAAAUUUGAUGUCUGAAUUGUAACAAAUUAAUGCUUAAUGAAGUGUUCCUAAAAAUCAGGAGAUGCUUAUAUCACAUAUUAAGUUAGGUUUCAUGCAUAAUGUGUAUUAACAUUUUCACAAUCUUUUGUACUAAAGCAAGACACUGAAAUCUACUGUGAAACAUCCAGCACUACUUUUGAUAAAUAUUUCUGUUCUGCAACCUGUAUUACAUCACUCCAAAAUAUAAACAUCAUCAUCAGAUAUCUAACAAAUUAUAAAAUAGUGCAGAAAUUUCUUGUGCUAGGAGUUAAAUAACAAAUCAUUUGGAGGAAGUAAUAUUCUAAAAGAGCAUAUGCAUACCAGUACAGAAGACAAACCUUAUGUGUGUAAGGUUUGUAACAACUCAUUUACCCGAAAGGGUUAUUUAAGUGAUCAUUUGCUUAUUCAUAUGGGAAAGAAACCUCAUGUAUGUGAAAUAUGCAAGAAAUCGUUUAGUCAAAAGACUAGUUUAAACAUACAUAUGCUUAUUCAUACAGGAGAGAAACCUCAUGUGUGUGAGGUAUGUAAUAAGUCAUUUAGACAAAAGGAUAAUUUAAACAACCAUAUGCAUACUCACACAGGGGAAAAACCUCACACCUGUGAAGUAUGUAACAAGUCAUUUAGUCAAAAGAGUAGUUUAAAUGAGCAUAUGCUUAUUCAUACAGGAGAAAAACCUCAUGUUUGUGAUAUAUGUAACAGUGCAUUUAGUGUAAAGCGCUCUUUAAAUGAACAUAUCCUUAUUCACACAGGAGAGAAACCUCAUAUGUGUGAAGUAUGUAAAAAGUCAUUUAGUCAAAAGAGUCAUUUAAGUAACCAUAUGCAUAUGCAUACGGGAGAGAAACCUCAUGUAUGUAAAGUAUGUAAAAAGGCAUUUAGUCAAAAGGGUCAUUUGAACAAUCAUAUGUUUAUUCACUCAGGUGAGAAACCUUAUGUCUGUGAGAUAUGCCCAAAGUCAUAUGUACAAAAGUGUGCUUUAAGCAGGCAUACACUUACACACACUACACAGAAAUCUUACCUAUGUCAAUUAUGUAACAAAUCAUUUAGACAAAAGUGUGAUUUAAGUGAGCAUAUGCUUAAUCAUACAUUGGGGAAAUCUCAUGUGUGAAGUAUGUAAAAAGUCAUUUAGUCAAAAGAGUAGUUUAAGCAAUCAUAUGAGUAUUCACAGAGGAGAAAAACUUCAUGUUUGUAAAUUAUGUAACAUUACAUUUACUGUAAAGAGUAGUUUAAAUGAGCAUAUGCUCAUUCACACAGGACAGAAACCUCAUUUGUGUAAAGUAUGUAAUAAGUCAUUUAGACAAAAGGGAGUUUUAAAUAAGCACAUGCAAAUUCAUACAGGAGAGAAACCUCAUGUGUGUGAAGUAUGCGGGAAAUCAUCUCGUCAAAAGAGUAGUUUAAUCAAACAUAUGCUUAUUCACACUGGAGAGAAAUCUCAUGUGUGUAAGGUAUGUAACAAGUCAUUUAGACAAAAAAAUCACUUAAAUAAGCAUAUGCGUAUUCACCUAGAAAGGUAACUUAGUAUCUAAAAUUUAUUUAUGCUAAAAUGUGGUUUAAAUGACUAUAUGUGUAUCCGCAUAAGGUAGAGAUUUCAUGAUCUAUGUAUGUAACAUAUCACUGGGUCAAAAGAAUUUGAAGACAUGUUUAAUUAUGCACAUGAGAUGUCUAAUGUCGGUAAAAUCCUAGUAUAUGGUGCAGCCUUGGCGUGACUUUGAAAAUUAUCGCCAACACCAAAAAUGAUCCAAAAGAACGUCUAUAUAUAUACUAUACACACAUAGUAUAUGUAUAUACACACA